This is a messenger RNA of Entrophospora sp. SA101, 474 nucleotides long. Lineage: Eukaryota; Fungi; Glomeromycota; Glomeromycetes; Entrophosporales; Entrophosporaceae. The record is from the annotation of a GenBank genome assembly.
AUGUCACAGUAUAAUCAAGGACAGUAUGGAAGACCUCCACCAAAUAGUCAACAAAGUUACUCAUCUCCACCACCUAACACUUAUGGUCAACAACAAGUUUAUGGAGGGGGGCAACAACAACAAUAUCAUCCUCCACCUCAAAGUCAAUCUAGUGUUCCUCCACCAGGAGCAGAUCCUCAACUCUUUUUUUGGUUUAAAGCAGUUGAUACUGAUGGUAGUGGUUCUUUGACCACCGAAGAAUUACAGAAAGCUUUAAUCAAUGGUGAUUGGAGUCCUUUUAAUAUCGAGACUGUUCGUCUAAUGAUGAAUAUGUUUGAUACUGAUUGGAAGAAAUGUUUUCAAAGAUUUGAUACCGAUGGUUCCGGUACUAUCAAUUUUACCGAAUUGAAAACUGCCUUGAAAACCUUUGGAUAUAAUUUGAGUGAUCAAUUCAUUAGCCUCUUGAUAAAGAAAUAUGACAAACGUGGUAUUUAG